This is a messenger RNA of Hemiscyllium ocellatum (epaulette shark), 3278 nucleotides long. RefSeq names its product hematopoietically-expressed homeobox protein hhex-like. The transcript is spliced from 4 exons. Gene Ontology annotation, molecular function: RNA polymerase II cis-regulatory region sequence-specific DNA binding; DNA-binding transcription factor activity, RNA polymerase II-specific. Lineage: Eukaryota; Metazoa; Chordata; Chondrichthyes; Orectolobiformes; Hemiscylliidae. Bases 85 to 918 code for a protein of 277 amino acids. The record is from RefSeq and is a predicted model, not a curated record. Gene Ontology annotation, biological process: cell differentiation; regulation of transcription by RNA polymerase II.
AGAGAGUUACUGAGUGCAGUGAUAACUUGUCUGUUAUUCUGUGGCUGGCUUUCCGCCCCCCACCCCCCGAGUGCAGAGAUUGCAAUGCAGUUCCACCGCCCCCCCGGCGCUGAGAGUUUCCUCCGGGCCCCCAGCCCCACCCAGCAGCCCACCCGCUUCUACAUCGAGGACAUUCUGAGCCGGGAUGCCGCCGGGGGCUCACAGAGCCGGGCCGUCUCCUGCAGCCCGUUCCCGGCUGUGGUCCCGCCGCCGCCACCGCCGCUGCCACUCGCCAGCUUCAGGGCAGCAGUGUACCAGCGGGCUGGCCAGGUUGGUCUACCCCCACCUCUGUACCGGGCACCAGUGCUCCCACAACAUCUGGCUCCCAUCUUCCAGCCGACUGCUGCCGAGUACCAGCACCCCAUCUACAGACCUCUCCCCCUGGAUAAGGAUUAUUUUUGGAAUGUGUAUACCCAGCGUUCCUCCCACAAAAGAAAAGGGGGUCAGGUGCGAUUUUCCAAUGAUCAGACCGUGGAGUUGGAGAAAAAGUUUGAGAUCCAGAAAUACCUUUCACCACCAGAGAGGAAGUGCCUGGCCAGAUCCCUGCAGCUCAGCGAGAGGCAGGUGAAAACAUGGUUCCAGAACAGGAGAGCAAAAUGGCGAAGACUAAAACAGGAUUUGACUGAGGAUGAAAAACCCAACUGGUUCAAAGCUGAGGAAGGGGUGCUUAUUGACCCCAGCACUGAGGUGGGGAGACAACAGCAGACAGAAAUGGUUGGCACACACCAGGAAUUCUCGGCUGACUCCUCCUGGAGUCCGAAGGGAUCAGAUUCACAGAGCGCCAAGCAGGACAGUGAUGUGGAAGUGGACGUUAAUUGUGAGAAGGUUGAAGAUUUCAUCAGUCCGUCACAUACGGAGGAAACAGCGCCCACAAAAUAAGUGACCACCCAGUGGAAAGCACAAUGGACUCUAAAUGCACUUUGCGUCUCCCCUACAUUCCUUAGCCACUGUGAAUCAGGUCAGAAUUCGAGAAAAAGUUACUGUUAAAUCUUGGAUCAGUUGCUUGCCAUGAUGGUGAGGUAAUUCAAGAGAGUUUCUUGGAUCUCAAGAAGUAAAUGACACCACAGCAAUAAUCACCUGCAGCUUUCGAUCUGACCUUGUCAAUGGGUCAGAGAUGAAGGGGAAGUGGUAAGGAUACUAAUCUCAACAGCAGAAAUAAUGUCUCCCCUUCCUGAAAAUUAAGCAAUGAAUUUGGUCAGCCUCACCUUGUGUAUCAGAGACCAACAGUCCCAUUGUACAUCCUACACCUAACUUAGACUCAGACAUAACUCAAUGCUUUCGGACUGCAUUUCUCCUGACUUUGUACUUGAUGGGGACAGUGUAGAGGGAGCUUUACUCUGUAUCUAACCCCGUGCUGUCCCUGUCCUGGGAGUGUUUGAUGGGGACAGUGUAGAGGGAGCUUUACUCUGUAUCUAAUCCCGUGCUGUCCCUGUGCUGGGAGUGUUUGAUGGGGACAGUGGAAUGAGAGCUUUACUCCAUAGCUAACCCCAUGCUGCCUCUGUCCUGGGAGUGCUUGAUGGGGACAGUGUAGAGAGAGCUUUACUCUGAUUCUAACCCCGUGCUGUCCCUGUCCUGGGAGGAUUUGAUGGGGACAGUGGGGAGGGAGCUUUACCCUGUAUCUAACCCCGUGCUGUCCCUGUCCUGGGAAGGUUUCAUGGGGACAGUGUAGAGGAAGCUUUCCUCUGAUUCUAACCCCGUGCUGUCCCUGUCUUGGGAGGGUUUGAUGGGGACAAACAAUUGCAUAAACUGUUGUAAUAAAGUCUGCUUGAUGCCUCCACAUGGAGUGAAAGUGGCUACGAAAACUCUCAGGUUGCUGCCGAUAACACAGCUCGCUUGCCAAUGUCCUUCAGGUAAAAAUGAACUUGCUGAUCUUACUUGGCUUGACUGAGGUAUAACCUGAGUCCCACAUUGGUGUGGUUAACUUUUCGCUGCCCUCAGAAUUGGCCUUGCUAUUUUUGUUCAGAUACAUCAAACCGCUGUAAAGAUUAACUCGAGCAUGUUGAUUGCAAUAGUUAAAGGAGCCUGCCCAUAUUUACCUCAGGGUACCUGGAAGAUUAUAGAAUCCCUCCAGUGUGGAAUCAGGCCAUUCAGCCCGUCGACUCCACACCAACCAUCAUCUUGGUCAUACCCUACCCUAGCCCUUCAGCCCUGCAUUUCCCAUGGCUGACACACCUAGCCUGCACACUAUGUGACAAUUUAGCAUCGCCAGUCCACCUAAACGGGAGGAGGCUGGAGCACCCGCAGGAAACCCACGCUGACACAGGGAGAAUAUGCAAACUCCACACAGACAGUCACCCGAGGGUGGAAUUGAACCCAGGCCCCUGGCGCUGUGAGGCAGCCGUGCUAACUGCUGAGCCACUGUGCCUCCCCAGUGAUGAACAGAAAAAAAUGUCACUGAUGCUCAAAUGUUGCAAAUAAAUAAAAAUAAAAAUGCUUGUAAAUAAACAUAAACCACAUAUGACCAUUUAACUCAGAUAGCCCUUCUCCAUUACCCACCUUUUGUUCUAUUCAUUCAUGGGAGGAGGGUCUUGGUGACCAGUCCAGCAUUAUUGCCCAUCCCAAUGUAGACGAGACCAGGUAGGGAUGGUAGCUUCAUUCCCUCAAAGUCAUUAAUGAACCAGAUGGGUUUUCUCAACAAUCAGCAAUGGGUUCUUGAUCCUCGUUGAACUCUUAAUUAUAGAUUUUUAUUGAAUUCAUAUUCCAUCAUCAUCCAUGGUGGUGGAAAUGAACCACGGACUAUGGAUGAACAGUCUGGUGUUAAUACAAGGCCAUUGCCUCCCCCCCUCAUGCACAUUUGUGUCUCAUAGCAACAUGCCUUGACUACCGACUGCCAGUCACUGUCCAAUCCCCUAGCCCGAUCCUCUACCCUGUGUUUUGCUCACACUGCACGUUCUCAGUCUGUUGGUGUGUGCACCAUUUGCAUGGAAGAGGAUAUCCAAGAGACAACUUACCCUCAGACCCUGAGGUUUAGGACAGCAAAUGUCUUUCAUAUUGACUCACUCUGCGCCAACCCCAAACCUGCCCACACUUCCGGGAAACCCCCUGAUCAUUAAAAUAUUGUAAAUACUCUGACAUUCAGUUAUCCUUUUCUACGUUCAGUGGAUCUCACACCCGUCAGUAUUUCAGAUUUCCACAAGGAUGGAGAUUAUUCCCCGAAGCUUUUGUCGAUGACAUUGAAACAAAUCAGGGAGAAUUCCCAAGUGGUUUCUGAUCACUUGGAAACUAUCAAAGAUCCAACA